ACUUACGAACACACACCCCCACCCACCCAAGGAAACAUGGAGAAAGGUCGCUCUAUUGAGAUCACAGCCAUCUCUGCUGAGGGCCUACGAAUUGCCAACCGUCCCAUCAAGAAGAACGCUUUCAUGAUCGUCCGAACCGACUCCCAGAACUACCGAUCGACCAGCAUCGAUCGCGAUGGCGGAAGCUACCCCUUGUGGAAUGAGAAGUUCCAACUGGCAUUGCCGCCUAAUGCUCGGUCGAUCACUGUCGAGGUACAUUGCAAGAGGAUCACCGGAUUGAAGAAAGUUGGGAGCGUGAAUAUUCCCAUAUCGGAUAUCAUAGAAGACUACGUUCCAGCUUGUCAGAUUCACUUCCUUAGUUACCGAUUGCUAGAACGAGAUGGAGGGCCGACCGGCAUCGUCAAUUUGUCGAUUAGGAUGGUGGGCCCGGAAUACAUCCAACAGCCGAAGCCACCGUUGGUGGGGGAGAAGUGUUCUGAUGGGAUUGCAAUUGGGAUUCCUCUGCCUUAACGGUUACAGAAGUUAGUUACUACAUUUUGGUUGCAAGAGAUAUUUUGAGCUAUUUCAGAUCUUCCUUUCCUUCUAUUAGGUCCUGCAAUCCCCAUUAAUGGGCCAUGGCAUGAAAAUUGCACCUUGAUGAGGAUCCUUUCCAUCCGAUUGGUGGCGCUGUCAUUGAAAAAAUAGAGAAAGCCCAAAAAUCCAGUGAUCGAACGGUUGGGAUUAUCGCUCUAAUUUUUGCAUCCGAGCCCGUUGCGUUGGGGCCUUGUUUUAUGUUCCUAAAGAGUGUCCACUAAAUAUUUGUACUCCAAGCCAUGAAAUUUUCUGUACCAAUUCACGAAUCUGUUAUACA
Magnolia sinica is the source of this 850-nucleotide messenger RNA. Its product is annotated as BON1-associated protein 2-like. The transcript has a single exon. NCBI's taxonomy places the organism in Eukaryota, Viridiplantae, Streptophyta, Magnoliopsida, Magnoliales, Magnoliaceae. Gene Ontology annotation, biological process: defense response. The coding region runs from base 37 to 510 and encodes 157 amino acids. The record is from RefSeq and is a predicted model, not a curated record.